AUGGUACUGGUCGUUGCUAGCGGCUAUGGUAUUGGCGCAGUAAUACUGUAUAUGAAGAAAAUUAUCCUUGGUUAUAACACCCCCACGACCUACGCACGUCGGCUGCAUUUCGUGUGGCAGGUGGAAACACUUGGUAAGGGCCUUGAAGCAAUGGCAAAGGAGUUUAACAACCCUUUUAGAUAUUGCUCGGAGGAGGGGCAAGAUCUUCUCAAUGAUCUUUUACAAGACGAUAUACUGGACAAUGGCUAUGGUCGUCUCCAUUCUUUCAAUUUCAAUCUAUGUGACGAAGGACAAGCUCGCCCAGGUUCAGAUAUAACAACGUUACGUGAGGUUUCCAUGUUGCCUCCUGACCAUCUGAACGUUAACCGUAAACAGCGGAAGCAGGCUUUAUGUGACGGGCCAAUGAUCCUUCUUACACUGACCAGUAAAGGUUUCCGUCAUAAAUUGAACUACUAG
Messenger RNA from Talaromyces stipitatus ATCC 10500, 456 nucleotides. RefSeq lists its product as uncharacterized. Bases 1 to 456 code for a protein of 151 amino acids. NCBI's taxonomy places the organism in Eukaryota, Fungi, Ascomycota, Eurotiomycetes, Eurotiales, Trichocomaceae. The transcript has 3 exons. The record is from RefSeq and is a predicted model, not a curated record.